GAGUCUAACGCAGAGGACUCUGAAAACUUAAUGCCUUGUGGCCAAAGGUCUCCAAAAAUGCUCGCCAUGCUGAGCCGCCAUCACACCUCGAGCCCCUUAUCCAACCAGUGUGGCUCGAACCAGGUUCAGAUCAUAGACGCACCACUGCCUCUGGUUUGGUCCCUGAUCAGGAAAUUUGAUCACCCGCAGCGUUACAAGCAGUUCAUAAAGAGCUGUAACAUACUGGCUGGUGAUGGUGGGGUUGGCAGUGUGCGUGAGGUUGAGGUUAUGUCCGGCAUGCCAGCCGGAGUUAGCUUGGAGAGGCUGGACAAGCUUGAUGAUGAUCAGUAUGUGAUGAAGUUUAGCAUGAUCGGUGGGGAUCACCGGCUUUUGAAUUACAGGUCCACCAUCACUCUGCAUGAGGAGGAUGGUGAAGGAUUUGAAGGGAAGACGGUGGUGAUAGAGUCGUACGUGGUGGAUAUUCCGGCAGGGAGCAGUGGGGAAGAUACUUGCUCUUUCGCCAACACUAUCGUAGGUUGUAAUCUAAGGUCGUUGGCUAAAAUUACAGAACAGAUGUUUUGUAAGACUGACACUCACUGAGGAUGUCAUGGUUUGCUUUAGAUUAUUAAUUACCAUGUUUGUUGUGUUUGUGGUGUUCACUAUACUUGAUGAAUUGGGUCUUGAACUGAUUAGUGUCUCGUGGAUUGAAUUUCUAUGUAGGAUUUAUCUCUGUGUUUGUUGUGCCCGAUAAGAUUGUAAAAGCAAAAGGCCAAGGAACCUCAUGGAUAUCAUGUUACAAGUUGUGAGAAUAGUCGGUAUCAUUUUGGAGCCGUGCUGCUUUGUGGAUACGGUGCUUUUCGUAGAUAUUUUCACCCACGACCCAACCA
Neltuma alba is the source of this 866-nucleotide messenger RNA. RefSeq names its product abscisic acid receptor PYL11. NCBI's taxonomy places the organism in Eukaryota, Viridiplantae, Streptophyta, Magnoliopsida, Fabales, Fabaceae. Gene Ontology annotation, molecular function: abscisic acid binding; protein phosphatase inhibitor activity; signaling receptor activity. The transcript has a single exon. The record is from RefSeq and is a predicted model, not a curated record. The coding region runs from base 31 to 579 and encodes 182 amino acids. Gene Ontology annotation, cellular component: nucleus; cytoplasm. Gene Ontology annotation, biological process: abscisic acid-activated signaling pathway.